GGGCUAGGUGCGCGUGCGCACUGCGCGACACGCAGACCCGGUUAAAGACGGGCGGUGGAGAUCCGGGUCACUGAGUGUCGUUUUGGCAAAUCGCUGGGUUAGAGUUUUGGCAGCUCGGAGGUUGUGACAGAGGAGUCGGGAAUAUUCCUGGCGGCCACAGGACCAAGUUAAAUAGCGACCGGGACAGGGGUCAAAAGCCGGCGCGGCAUGUCCCGGGUGCCGCGGUACGUACAGUGAAGCGCGCCGCGAGCAGGAUGGGCCGGCGACGGGCGCCAGAGCUGUACCGGGCCCCGUUCCCGUUGUAUGCGCUUCAGGUCGACCCCAGCACGGGGCUGCUCAUCGCUGCAGGCGGAGGAGGCGCUGCCAAGACGGGCAUAAAGAAUGGCGUGCACUUUCUACAGCUAGAGCAGAUUAAUGGGCGCCUGAGUGCCUCUUUGCUACACUCCCAUGACACAGAGACACGGGCUACCAUGAACUUGGCACUGGCUGGUAACAUCCUUGCCGCAGGGCAGGAUGCCCACUGUCAGCUCCUGCGCUUCCAGACCCAUCAGCAGAAGGGCAAAACCAAGGCAGAGAAGGCAGGUUGCAAGGAGCAGGGGCCUCGACAGAGGAAGGGGGCAGCCCCAGUAGAGAAGAAGUCUGGAGCUGAAACCCACCAGGAGGGGAUAGAACUCAGUGUAGAGAAUUUGCAAGCGGUGCAGACAGACUUCAGCCCUGAUCCGUUUCAGAAAGUUGUAUGCUUCAACCAUGAUAACACCCUGCUUGCCACUGGAGGGACGGAUGGCUACGUUCGUAUCUGGAAGGUACCCAGCCUAGAGAAAGUUCUGGAGUUCAGAGCCCACGAAGGAGAGAUUGAGGACCUGGCUUUGGGGCCUAAUGGCAAGUUGGUAACUGUGGGCUGGGACCUUAAGGCCUCCGUGUGGCAGAAGGAUCAGCUGGUGACACAGCUGCACUGGCAAGAGAACGGACCCACCUUUUCUAACACGCCUUACCGCUACCAGGCCUGCAGGUUUGGGCAGGUUCCAGACCAACCUACCAGGCUGCGACUCUUCACAGUGCAGAUUCCCCACAAGCGUCUGCGCCAGCCCCCACCCUGCUACCUCACAGCCUGGGAUGGCUCCACCUUCCUGCCCCUUCGGACCAAGUCCUGUGGCCAUGAAGUCAUCUCCUGCCUUAGUGUCAGUGAGUCGGGUACCUUCCUAGGCCUGGGCACAGUCACCGGCUCUGUCGCCAUCUACAUAGCUUUCUCUCUCCAGCGCCUCUACUAUGUGAAGGAGGCUCAUGGCAUUGUCGUGACGGAUGUGGCCUUUCUACCUGAGAAGGGUCGUGGUCCAGAGCUCCUCGGGUUCCAUGAAACUGCCCUGUUCUCUGUGGCUGUGGACAGUCGUUGCCAGCUGCACCUGCUGCCCUCGCGGAGGAGUGUUCCUGUCUGGUUGUUGCUCCUGCUCUGUGUCGGGCUUAUUGUUAUGACCAUCGUGCUGCUCCAGGGUGUCUUCCCAGGUUUUCUUUAGCCUUCAUGCUCCUGGGGAAUCGAGUGUGGACACUGCCAUCUUAUAUACCAGAGUGGAGGCCUGCACCCCGUUGCUCACCCCACCUGGGUCCACAGUUGGGGUUGCUUCUGAUGAGACUGAUGGGCACUGCCUGCCCCGCCCAGUGAAAGCUUGGCUAUGGCCCUGUGUGACUCUGAGUCCUGGGAACCCUUCAUCAUCUGUGGAUCCACCCAGGACAGUGGUACCUGCAGCCGAGGCCACUCCACCUGCAUCUUUCCCUCUGCCUAACAGAGGCUCCAGAGUUGAGCGUGUUCUCCCUCCAGAAAUAUGUGAGGAUGCCCAAGAACCUGAAGAUACUGCUGUCCAUCAGUUGCUCUUCACAUGAGCCCCUGGUGUUUGCUGGGGCAGGCCCUGGCCUGGGACUUGUAGUUAGGGAAGGAAGGGGCAAAAGGAAGACUCAAGCUGUCGUCUCUGGGUCCAGCUGGUAGCUCCAGGCCAGCUCGGCUACAGACACAGUAAGUUCCUGGAUGGUCUACCCUAACCUUGAGAAAAGGGAAAAUGAACCUCAGCCCGUUCUUCGGGAAAAGUUGAUAUUUAAUAAAUAAGCGAAGACUGAAUUAA
This is a messenger RNA of Zalophus californianus (California sea lion), 2111 nucleotides long. RefSeq names its product prolactin regulatory element binding (gene PREB). Gene Ontology annotation, biological process: protein secretion. Gene Ontology annotation, cellular component: endoplasmic reticulum membrane. NCBI's taxonomy places the organism in Eukaryota, Metazoa, Chordata, Mammalia, Carnivora, Otariidae. Bases 255 to 1511 code for a protein of 418 amino acids. Gene Ontology annotation, molecular function: guanyl-nucleotide exchange factor activity; protein binding; GTPase activator activity. The record is from RefSeq and is a predicted model, not a curated record. The transcript has 9 exons.